AAAAUAAAAGAUAGAGAAAACCUCAACAGCACAGUGUACAUUCCAAGUAGUCAUCACUUGUAAGUUUCGCCAACUCUCUUCUCGUUCGAGCCCAAGAUUUGUCGUAUUGCGUAGAGAAAUGGCUGCCAGUCUCGUUUCUAAAUCCUCUCGUUGUGGGCCAUCGAUUGCUCGGGGGCCUUGACAACAAUGUAACUAGUUUACUGAGCACAUCCAAUCAAAUGACAUGGAGCAAUUUCUUAUCUCAGCAACAAAGGACUUUCAUACAGAUGAGGACUGUUCUCAAGGUUGUGGAUAACCCCAGGGCAAAAAAGGUGAUGUGCAUACAACCUUUGAAGGGGAAGGGGCAAGGUUGGUGGAUGCCAUAAUUGCAUCUGUAAAGGAAGGCAAGGUUGGUGGAUACCAUAAUUGCAUCUGUAAAGGAAGCUAUUCCAAAUGGAAAAAUGAAGAAAGACAAGGUGGUGCGAAGUGUUGUUGUGCAUGCUGCAAUACAGCGUGGCCGUUCUGAUGGGAUUGAGGUCAAGUUUGAUGACAAUGCAGUAGUGAUUAUUGAUAAGGAAGGCCAUCCAAAGGGAAGCAGGGCUUUUGGGCCAGUUCCACAGGAGCUGGGGAAGAAGAGGCAUGGCAAGACCCUUGCUCUGGCAGAGCAUAUUGCCUGAAAUAUGGAUUGCUCUGGUUUCUAUCUUCUCGACAUCUGGUAGAGCUAUUCAUGAAAAUAAAAAAAAAUAAUGACGAGGGUUUUAGUUUUAGUUUUUUUUAAAGAACAAAAUUCUUGUCCUUUCUUGAAGAAUGUUAUUGCUUCCAGUGCCAAGCAACUAGUUAUCGCA
This is a messenger RNA of Populus nigra (black poplar), 824 nucleotides long. Its product is annotated as large ribosomal subunit protein uL14mz-like. The record is from RefSeq and is a predicted model, not a curated record. The transcript is spliced from 3 exons. Gene Ontology annotation, biological process: translation. Gene Ontology annotation, cellular component: ribosome; mitochondrial large ribosomal subunit. Lineage: Eukaryota; Viridiplantae; Streptophyta; Magnoliopsida; Malpighiales; Salicaceae. Gene Ontology annotation, molecular function: structural constituent of ribosome; large ribosomal subunit rRNA binding.